CCUGUCUAUAACCCUGCUUUCUUUCACUCAGUCUGUAGGAGACAUCUGAUAGUUAAAGCAGUUCACACUUAGUACAGUGCACCCAAUCUUCUUAGAACGUGGACAUGGCUCCUUCUCUGGAAACUGCAUUUGCCCGUCGUUGGUGGAUUGCUUGUACUGCAGUGCUGGAAAAUCUUUUCUUCUCAGCAGUCCUUUUUGGAUGGGGCUCCCUUCUCAUCAUGCUGCAACAGGAAGGAUUUUAUUCACACCUAUGCACAGAAUCAAACUCCACCACGGAUAAUUCAACAUCCAACAAUACAGCAGGGGAUGGCAGUGAAUUACCACAGCCAUGGCCAACAUGCAAAGAACAGGAGGAGGUGCUCAAUUUAGGAUUUACAAUUGGUUCCUUUUUACUAAGUGCAACUACUCUACCCUUGGGUAUAUUGAUGGAUCGUUAUGGGCCUCGUCCACUGAGAUUAGUGGGAAGCUUUUGUUUUGCUCUGUCGUGUGCUCUAAUUGCUCUUGCUGGAUAUGAUCAUGCAGUGCUGGCCCCAGUGAUAUUCCUGGCUUUGUCUCUGAAUGGCUUUGGAGGUAUAUGUUUGACCUUUACAUCUUUAACACUACCAAAUAUGUUUGGCGACCUACGUUCCACCAUGAUGUCUCUAAUGAUUGGAUCUUAUGCAUCAUCUGCCAUAACAUUUCCAGUCCUCAAACUUAUAUAUGAGGCAGGGGUCUCCUUUGUGGGAAUUAUGUUAGGCUGGUCUGCUUUAGCUUGCCUGAUUUUUCUCAACUGUCUGAUCAACUGGCCAAAGGAGGCUAUCCCAUCACCCGAAGAAACAGCUUAUAAAAAAAAGGUCACAUUGCGCUCUCUUGCAUUAGACCACAAAGUCACUGGAGAUCAGUUUUAUACCCAUGUGACCGUGGUUGGUCAACGCUUAAGUCGGAAAGGACAUCAUGAAGGUGAUCAUUUGUCUAAUGAAGACUUGCCAGAACAUGUCAAAAACAAUGCACCUUCUCCUACAUUCCUACAAAGUGCUCGCUCCCCCAUCUUCCUAUUCUCACUUAUCACUAUGAUGAUGACACAGCUUCGGAUAAUUUUCUUCAUGGCUUCGAUGAACAAAAUGAUUGAAUACUUGGUGAUUGGACCUGAAGUAAACGUGCCCAAACAACUGAAAGUUGAAGUAGAGCAAACAGUGGGUUUAUAUUCAUCUGUUUUUGGGGUCCUUCAGCUCUUAUGCCUGUUCACCUGUCCUUUCAUUGGCUUUGUCAUGGACUGGAAGAUGAAAGAACAUGAAGAUGAAAUGUCCAAGACUAUUCAGAAAGUUACCAAUGCUACCAGGGCAUUUGUUUUCACAAAUUUCAUCCUCAUCAUCUUUGGAAUUACCUGUUUAAUCAGUAACCUAUCACUGCAAUUCUUCACUUUUAUUCUUCAUACAAUGGUCAGAGGCUUUAUCCACUCGGCAUGUGGGGGAUUGUAUGCUGCAGUCUUUCCAUCAGGCCAUUUUGGCACCCUAACUGGUCUGCAGUCCCUACUCAGUGCUGUGUUCGCUUUGCUGCAAGAGCCUCUGUACAGAGCCAUGCUUGGACCCUUCGGUGGGAAUGGAUUCUGGGUAAAUCUUAGCUUAUUGAUCUUUUCCUUUGCUGGGUUCAUCCUUCCAGGAUAUUUAAUCUUUUACCGAAGCCGGUUACUCCAGGUUCAUUCAGCAAAAGAAAAAGAUCCAGCUGCUGUUCAACUGCAAGAAUCUAACUAUCCCAAUGGGGUGAUAGAAGAAGAGGCCACAGCCUAAACAUACAGUGGAUUCUGCAUAUGCCAAAGAGGGAUGUUACAA
This is a messenger RNA of Rana temporaria (common frog), 1808 nucleotides long. It is a transcript of the gene SLC43A1, whose product is annotated as solute carrier family 43 member 1. Gene Ontology annotation, biological process: transmembrane transport; neutral amino acid transport. Bases 105 to 1766 code for a protein of 553 amino acids. Gene Ontology annotation, molecular function: L-amino acid transmembrane transporter activity; neutral L-amino acid transmembrane transporter activity. The record is from RefSeq and is a predicted model, not a curated record. The transcript has 15 exons. Lineage: Eukaryota; Metazoa; Chordata; Amphibia; Anura; Ranidae.